Molecule: messenger RNA, 877 nt
Organism: Triticum dicoccoides
Lineage: Eukaryota; Viridiplantae; Streptophyta; Magnoliopsida; Poales; Poaceae
Product: 50S ribosomal protein L35, chloroplastic-like
Exons: 3
Coding region: 70-492 (140 amino acids)
Biological process (GO): translation
Cellular component (GO): ribosome; large ribosomal subunit
Molecular function (GO): structural constituent of ribosome
Source: RefSeq, a predicted model, not a curated record
GCUCACUGUGGCAAAGCAGAGGAAGAAGGCGCACUCCCCCAACAAGAGCCACGCGAGAGAGAGGAAGCCAUGGCCAUGUCGCUCUCCCUCGCGCGCCUGGCCCUCCCGCCGGUCCUCCAGGCCCUCCCCGGCAGGAGGCAGGCCCACUCCGCCCUCGCCUUCCCGGCCAACUCAUUCUUCGGCGCGCCGCUGGCUGUGGCCGCCGCCGCCGCCGCCGCGCUCUCCCCGGCGGCCCCGCUCCCGCGCUCCCUCGCCGUCGUCGCCGCCGGGAAGGGGUACAAGAUGAAGACGCACAAGGCAUCGGCGAAGCGGUUCAGGGUGACGGGCACCGGGAAGAUCGUGCGGCGCUGCGCCGGGAAGCAGCAUCUGCUCAGCAAGAAGAACGCCAAGCGCCGGAAGAGGCUCUCCAAGAUGGUCCAAGUUAACAAGAGCGACUACAGCAACGUGAUGGGUGCGCUGCCCUACCUCAAAGUGAACAAGAAAGCAGGCUGAGAUCUACCGGGUCUGGUGAAAUGACUGCCACUGAGUUUCUGUUCACCCACUUGUAAUUUUGUGCAUCUUUAUCUGUAUGCCUUUUUUUCUUAAAUACAUACCAAUGCCAGACUUCACAUUCCAAGCAAUCAUAAACAACUAUUCAUAUGGGCAGUCCAGUGAUGUUCCACAACACAGAUGCACUCACUUGGUUGAGAUGUGUGCAUGGAGGACUCGAUUCACUGACAGAUGGUUGUGCCACGAGUAUGACACCAGAAACAAGACACUUUCUUGAGGAACUUCAGGUUCUUUGAGUAGUCAUUGCACACAAAUCAUCUCAGUUGUAACAUUGGUCAGGGCUUCAUACUGAGCCUACGAGUUGGAUCUAGACAUUGUUGCUUGCUUC